CCGUGCAAACGUAAAAAGAGUCCGUGUCCCAGCACCUCGAAAUGUGAAACUAUUCGAUCAUCAUCUGGUACAUCACACCGCUGUGUUGGUAAGUUAACCCAUUGAGUAAGUUAACCCGUUGGUAAGUUAACCCAUUAAAAUCAUCUGGCGUCAGACAGAGUGAAUACUAAAGUAGGGCACAUCUGGGCGUAUUGCCACUGAACAAUGAGGGUUAACAGGGCGCAUGGGCUGAGUCUGAUUAACCAAUCAAGUGGCAGCAAUCUCCUCUUGAUGACUGACAUGGGAUUAACAGAAGAUCGCAAUUACUUGACCUCCGUAGAAAACAACCAGCCUUGGAAACAAAGUUAGUGAAGUCAAGUGUUUUGCUUCACAAAGCCGUUUUUCAUUUUUCAGACAUUGACGAAUGUUUGACUGGCAAGUACAAAUGUGGUGACGGAGAGGAGUGCUACAAUAAGGAGAAUGGAUACGAGUGUCGAUGCACGAAAGGUCUUAUCCGAGAAAAGGGAAAGUGUAUUGGUAUGUCGUUAUGUAAUGAUUAACAUCAAUUAACCACAUCUUGUGCAGAAUACAAAUUGUAUUUUACAGUGUCAUGUUCUCAAAUACAAAUAAAAAACUUAGUCAGUAUUUUUUUUCAGCUAAAAUUGAUCCAUGCAAGGCAGAACCUCCAGUGUGUGAUAUUAAAAUACAACGUUGUGUUUCGACAAACUGGACUUCUUAUGAAUGCCUAGGUAACACCUUAAUAUUGUUCUACUUGUUUUCUCUUAAUCCAUAAAGUUAUUGCAGUGUUUUAUGUUUUAUGAUUCUUUCUGGGUCUCCACGAAGAAGAUUUUAGACAGUCCUAACAGGUACUCAAUUGCGUUUUUACCUUUUUUGCAGACAUUGAUGAAUGUUCGACGCAAAAACACGAUUGUGAUAAGAAAGCAAAAUGUAUUAACACUGAACCAGGAUUUAAAUGUCAGUGUAUACCUGGUUUUAAGGAAUACGAUAAUGGAAGGACAUGCAAAGGUAAUGUUGUUUCUUUGUAUUCGAUGUUUUGUAUUCAAUAUUUCUGUCACUGAUUUUGUUGGCUUUUUCUCUUCUUCCCAUCUGCAUUCUCGCCUAUCCUUUUCACUUUUCAAUUAUUCGAAAAUCCUUUUGUUGUUUUUUUACAGAUCUGAACGAAUGCUCAAACAAACUUCUGUGUGCAAAGCAUGCUAAAUGUACAAACCUUGCUGGAUCUUACAAAUGUGAAUGCAAUCCUGGCUAUUCUGGAGAUGGAAAAUAUUGCAAAGGUACGAAGUUGUUUUUAAAUUGUGUGCUUCCAUAAUGAUUCUUUAUUGGUGUUCGGUUUUCUUCGUAACUCUGUCUGAUUUAAUUUCCAUCUUACUGCACUGCACUGCACUGCACUGCACUGCACUGCACUGUACUGCACUGCACUGUACUGUACUGUACUGUACUGUACUGUACUGUACUGUACUGUACUGUACUGUACUGUACUGUACUGUACUGUACUGUACUGUACUGUACUGCACUGUACUGCACUGCACUGCACUGCACUGUACCGUACAGCACUGCACUGUACCGUACAGCACUGCACUGUACCGUACAACACUGCACUGUACCGUACAGCACUGCACUGUACCGUACAACACUGCACUGUACCGUACCGUACCGUACAGCACUGCACUGUACCGUACAGCACUGCACCGUACCGUACCGUACUGCACUGCACUGUACUGUACAUAUAUCUGCUCUCAUCUCAUCUCACAGACAAUGAUGAAUGCAAAGCUCACAGCAAGUGUUCAGUUGAUGCAAUAUGCAAGAACAAACUUGGAACUUUCCAAUGCGUUUGUAAGAAAGGUUUCCAUGGAAAUGGAAAAAUCUGCAAAGGUAAACAUCAGUAACUCUCAUUUUCAAUUGCAUUUGAAUUCGACAUUCAAAAUUAUCCUUUAUUUCAGAUAUAAACGAAUGUUCCAAGAAGAAGUACAAAUGUCCAGCUCAUUCAAAAUGUCACAACACUCCUGGAGCAUACAGUUGCAAAUGUCGUCAUGGAUUCAAGUUGAAAAAUGGACGUUGCUUAGGUGGGUAUCUGUACCAUCACCACAAUCUUAGCAUGAAUUUAUAUGUGGCUUUCAUGAAGCAUUAGCAGAUCACCGCUGGUGUUGCUCAACCAGCUGUUAUCAGAGUGAGAAAAUAAUAUUAAUUCCGUUCAAUGCACACGUUAAAAUCUCAAAACUUAUCAACAUCUGUUUGCAACAGGCUCGUUGCAAGCUUGUCAAGAAGUUGUAAAAUCCUGUGUUAUUUUAUCAAGUUGCUACAAGGUUGUCACUCACAACUUCUUGACAAGUUGUGAAAUUGCAGGACGAUAACAAGUUGUUCGAACAACUUAUAACAAGUCUGUUGAGCUCAACAACCUUGUAGUAAGUUGUCAACAAGCUGGGAAAAAGCAUUGCGAAGACAAGUCGUUGGAACAGCAUUGCUACAAGUGUGGACAUUUCUCAGUUGGCAACCAUCUGGUGCCAUUCUAAUGCUUAGGAACGCCCCCACCAAACCAGCCUUAUACUGUACGAACAUAUCUUUCAACCUUUUUUUUCUUUUAAAAUUUUCUAUUCUUAUAGACGUGGACGAAUGCAAAGUGGGCUCUCAUAAAUGCCACAAGAAUGCCUUGUGUACCAACUCUGUUGGCAGUUACAAAUGCCGCUGUAAAAAAGGAUUUCAACAGUUGAAGAAUGGAAGACUGUGCUUGAAAGACGGUUAGUUAAACCUGCUACUUUAAGUCGAGUGUAGUGUAUAAAUUAGGGUGACCUUUCUUUGAUGUGCUUGAUAUCUUAACGCUUAUCCUAAAUCCAAUCCUUACCCUAACGUCUGGUCGACACUAUCAAAGUUUCUACGAUCACAGUAGGAAUUUUGCACAGGUAAAUAAUACGUUUUGAAGGAUUUGUAAGAAAUAUUUGAGGGAAUUGGCUCAGUGUUUAACGGUUUAACAGUUCCCUCAAAUAUUUCUUACAAAUCCUUCAAAACUUAAUAUUUACCAAUUUAAUAUUCCUACUAAUAUUCCACAGAAACUUUGAUAGUCAAACCAUGCCUAAACAUAACCAUCAUCAUUCAUGAUUUAUUUUUUCUCUAUUUCAUUUAGAGAAGACAUCAAAAAGCAACAAUACAUUGAUCAUUAUUGUCGCAGUUUCAGCAUCUCUGCUUCUGGUCAUUUUAAUCUCGUGCUGUGUUUGUUGUCGAAGGUACGAACUACAGUAUAGCAUCAGGAAGAAUACGCAUUUAAAGUGUUUCAAGCGAGGGACAUGCAAUCUUUCUCCAAACUAUUGGCGAAAAGCCUUUUUUUUCAUCAAAACAGUGAUUUUCGGCUGAUAAAAACAUGGUUAAAACAUUUUCCAAAUUAUAGCAAAAUCCCAAUCGCGGUUACUUUUCUUUAAUUUAGAAGGAACAAAAAACGCAAGAAAAAUGAUAGCGAGGAGUUCAAGACGCUUUUAGCCGAUCAGGUCGCUCAAGACUAACAAUGACAACAAAGCUGUGUUUUAUCCUCGUGGAAAGAAUUAUCACGUUGACAAGAAAUCAAGAAGUAUGCAUAAAGUAUAAACAAGCAAUGCUUGUAUGGAAUCUUGUAAUAAUAUUUGCCUACCUGUAACAGAAAUACAUUUCAUCUUUUGC
Molecule: messenger RNA, 3642 nt
Organism: Paramuricea clavata
Lineage: Eukaryota; Metazoa; Cnidaria; Anthozoa; Malacalcyonacea; Plexauridae
Source: the annotation of a GenBank genome assembly